GGAAGAACACGCCACCGCACCCUCUCCCGCUCCCUCUCCUGCGCGCUCCGGCCGCCGGCCCGCGCCGCUAGCCUCACCCACCGCACCGGUCUCCGCUCCGAGCGGGAGGAGGCCCCGGGCCCGAGCUGGGGCGGAGGUCCUCCUCCCUGCCGCGCGGCCCCCGGGAGCCGAGGAUUCGCCGUGGAGGACCGAGCCCGGGCUGGAGGCGCCCGCGGCCCCGCGAGCGCCGGCUGCGCCAGGUUUAAAGGUCAACAAGAAUAUCUUACCUUAAUUUGACAAGUGUGUAAGAAAUAAGGUAAGACCAGUUUAUGUUCUGGUAAUGCACAAAGAAAUCUAUAAAUCAAGCUGGGCGAAUAUUAGAUGAUGCCAUAUCGGAACCAUCUGCCUUCAUUCUCAAAAGAAUCGAUACCACAAAGAACGCACCGAAGAUAUAGUGAUUUAUGCCCUUGUGUCAGAGGAGAAAUAUUGGCCAUUUUUCGAGUCACUUCAUAUGAUCCUAAAACAACAGGGCCUGAGGGAAAGAAUGAGAGUGACCAUAACCCCACGCGUGUCGAGGAGCAAAUCUGCUGCUUGGUGUUUGAUUAUCUCCGCUUGAGAAAGGACCGUGGCCUGAUGGAUGCUUGGUGUGGAUGAUGAGGGAAGAACGCACCUCCCACACCCGAGAGGUGACCCCGGAGCAAGCCCCGGAUGACCCCGCGAGCCGGAACCAUGCGGCUAGCCUGCAUGUUCUCAUCCAUCCUGCUGUUUGGAGCCGCAGGCCUCCUCCUCUUCAUCAGCCUGCAGGACCCCACGGAGCUCGCCCCUCGACAGCUGCCAGGAAUAAAGUUCAGCAUCAGGCCACAGCAGCCCUACAACGACCUCCCACCAGGCAGUUCCCAGGAUGGUGACUUGAAGGCACCUACGGAGAGGGUCCCUGGACACUUGUCCAGCCAGGCCCCGAGGGGCUCCCGCCUGCUGGUGCCCGACCGGCCUCAAGCCCAGCUAAACGUAGGGUCCCGGCUCCGGCCCCGGCAGCGCCGCCGGCGGCUGCUUAUUAAGAAAAUGCCAGCUGCGGCCGCCAUCCCAGCCAACGGCUCUGCUGGUGCCUUGGCGCGGCCCGCACCCUGGGCCCCUGACAGCCACUGGGUCACCCUGCACCACAGCCAGCAGGAGCGCAAGCGGGUGAUGCGGGAGGCGUGUGCCAAGUACCGGGCCAGCAGCAGCCGCAGGGCGGUCACCCCCCGCCACGUGUCCCGCAUCUUCGUGGAGGACCGUCACCGCGUGCUAUACUGCGAGGUGCCCAAGGCGGGCUGCUCCAACUGGAAGCGGGUGCUCAUGGUGCUGGCGGGGCUGGCCUCAUCCACCGCCGACAUCCAGCACAACACGGUGCACUACGGCAGCGCCCUGAAGCGGCUGGACACCUUCGACCGCCAGGGCAUCCUUCACCGCCUCAGCACCUACACCAAGAUGCUCUUCGUCCGCGAGCCCUUCGAGAGGCUGGUCUCCGCUUUCCGCGACAAAUUUGAGCAUCCCAAUAGCUACUACCACCCUGUGUUUGGCAAGGCCAUCCUGGCCCGGUACCGGGCCAACGCCUCCCGGGAGGCCCUGCGGACGGGCUCUGGCGUGCGCUUCCCCGAGUUCGUCCAGUACCUGCUGGAUGUGCACCGGCCCGUGGGCAUGGACAUCCACUGGGACCACGUCAGCCGGCUCUGCAGCCCCUGCCUCAUCGACUAUGACUUCGUGGGCAAGUUCGAGAGCAUGGAGGAUGAUGCCAACUUCUUCCUGAGCCUCAUCCGGGCGCCGCGGAACCUGACCUUCCCCCAGUUCAAAGACCGGCACUCGCAGGAGGCGCGGACCACGGCACAGAUCGCCCACCAGUACUUCACCCAGCUCUCGGCCCUGCAGCGGCAGCGCACCUACGACUUCUACUACAUGGACUACCUGAUGUUCAACUACUCCAAGCCCUUUGCGGACCUGUAUUGA
This is a messenger RNA of Callorhinus ursinus (northern fur seal), 1962 nucleotides long. RefSeq names its product carbohydrate sulfotransferase 8 (gene CHST8). Gene Ontology annotation, cellular component: membrane. Gene Ontology annotation, molecular function: sulfotransferase activity. Gene Ontology annotation, biological process: carbohydrate biosynthetic process; proteoglycan biosynthetic process. The record is from RefSeq and is a predicted model, not a curated record. Lineage: Eukaryota; Metazoa; Chordata; Mammalia; Carnivora; Otariidae.